Messenger RNA from Salvia splendens (bonfire salvia), 792 nucleotides. RefSeq names its product DNA repair RAD52-like protein 2, chloroplastic. The coding region runs from base 141 to 704 and encodes 187 amino acids. NCBI's taxonomy places the organism in Eukaryota, Viridiplantae, Streptophyta, Magnoliopsida, Lamiales, Lamiaceae. Gene Ontology annotation, biological process: double-strand break repair via homologous recombination. Gene Ontology annotation, molecular function: DNA binding. The transcript has 5 exons. The record is from RefSeq and is a predicted model, not a curated record.
UGAAAAUGAAUUUUACCCAUUUUUAUUUCUUCAUAAAGAGCUCCCAUUUAAUUUCUAUUUUCAUCACUUUCAAGAAGAAGCCAAACUCUUCUUCAUUCGAUCGUCUCUAGCUGCUGAAUCUCACCGCUCUCACCUCAAGAAUGGCCGUCCAAUUCCCUAAAAUAAGGCCAACAGCAGAAGCCGAUUUUCACGUGAUGGGCCGCUCGUUGCCAUGGCAGACGCAGACCAAGAUCAGCCUCGGUGUUCCUAACAAUGCACUGAAUCUCAAUUGUAGCAGCAGCAAGAAAGCUGCUGCCAUCAAUUCAAAUUGUGUGUUUCCUGCAGAUAACUCUCCCUGCAUCACUCGCCAUCUCGCUGAGAUUCUCCGCGACCUCAAUAAGAGGAUUCCGGAUCCUGUUUUCAAGAUCAACGAUGAUCGCUCCGCAUUUAUCCCGUGGUACCAGGCGAACCGGAUGCUGAGCUUUUACGCCCCAGGUUGGUGUGGAGAAGUUCGUGAUGUUAUCUUCUCAGAGAAUGGAAGCGUGGCUGUCGUUUAUAGGGUGACUGUACGGGGUGUGGAUGGCGAGGUGCAUCGGGAGUCAAGUGCAACAGUGUCGUCUGGCAAUGGCGAUAUUGGCGAUCCGGUUGCAGCAGCAGAGGAGAUAGCAUUUUGCAGAGCAUGCUCUAGAUUUGGUCUUGGCUUGUACCUUUACCACCAAGAUUAAUGAGCUUAUUAUCUUCCUUUUGGUUUAAUAUAUGUAACGCUUGUAUUUUCAUUUCAUUGCAAUUUCAUCUUUGCUUUAGUUGUAGCAA